AUGGGCAACCUCCAAACGGUCAAGGAGGCCCUCAACGCUUUUAUCAAGACCAAGCCUCUUCUUCCCACCUCCCGCCAUACGUCACCCGAAGACCGCUCCCGGAUCACGGAGGCGAUCGUUGCCCUACACUCCGCACUCGACAGACUCGCGCCGCGCUCACGUAAACGCAGGGAGGGCAGCCAGGAGGAGAAGCGCUCCAACUGGCUUGACGAGGAAGGCGUCUACCUCUGGAACCUUGCCCUCGCCGCCCAUGGCCGCAUGACCCCAGAACCUGACUCGAGUGACCUUCUCCUGCUGGCUCACGUCAAACAUGCGGCUUUCAAGUUCAUCGAGGCGGCGACGGACUCGUCAGUGCUUGAGCAGAAAAUCAUGGAGGCUUCACUUUCCCCCGACUCGAUUGAGACUCAAGAGCGGUUGCAAGCGCUACUCGGUUACUACGCCUCCCGAUGCGAGGCGGCCAUGGAGGAGAAUAACGACUCGCUGGGCUUUAUCAUGCUCGAAAAAGCUGCCGAGCUGGUCGUGAACCAUGACAUGGACUCCGAGAGUGUGAAUUUUCCCUCUAGGGAGCGGUUGCUGAUAGGCGAGCUUCAGAUCGUUGCUCACCAAUAUUGGGUAUUCGGCAACAGGCUGCGCGAGAGUGAUGCUCCUGAGGCUCAGCCAUCGGACUGGCUUCAGAAAGGGCUCGAACUGGUCGCCAAAGCGGAGGCUAAGGGUGUUACUCCCGGACUGCAGGACCUCCAAGCCACAGCCCGUGUGGAGCUGGCAAAGAGCAACAUUGACAACCUUGAGCGCGCGAGUGUCAUUCUAGAGAAGCUGGGAGCUGUUUCCAGCACCUUGGACCCAGCGAGUGUGCAAGAGGUCAAGAUCCUCAAGCUCCACAUGCUUCAAUGUCAAGGGGCCAAUGAGGGCAGCAUCCGUCUUGAGGACGUCAUCGGCCUCGUCCAGUGGAGUGAGGAUGGUGUCAAGGGCAACGACCUCCAAUCCCUAGGACGUCAGCAGCUCCUAACACAAUCUGUGUCCAACCACGCUGGAUUUAGCUUUAUCUCCGAGAUUCUUCUCAGCAUCCUACUCUCCUGUCGGAAGCUGAGUGAGGACUUCCAGGCUGCGCAUCGCGUGGCCGCGCAGGCACUGGAUAAGCUCGCAGUCGCUGGACUAGGCAUCCCUGACAGGACCGAAGCCAUUGCCUGCCAGACGAUCCUUUGGAGUCUAGGCGAGACGCUGUACAAGGCGACCAACUUCAAGCAGGCGGCACAGUGGUUUGUCCUUGGAGCGCACUCUGCCUUCAGGCCAGGGGGAAUUGAGAACUUCAGCAAGUGCCGCCGCAAAGCAGUCCUAGCCUAUAUCAACGGCGGUGACGCAGAGCGGGCGAAGGAACAGCUCCAAGAGUGUCCAGCCGGGGAGGCUUCGACACAGUACCUCAGCUUCCUCGUCGCGAUCAACACAAGCCGAGAGAUCGCGGCAACCACUGCUAUUGAGCAGAUUCUGAACUGUCCAGACCUGGACGGUAAGCAGCUUCUGCUGAUGGGCCAGGCAGCGCAAGAGAAGGGCAUGAAAGUUGCACUCUCCGCAGCCCUCAACGCUCUCCUGACUGCUAUGACUCGCGGCGAUGGGACAGGGACGGUCGCCGUUCACGCGCUGACCCUUAUUCGCUGUCUCAUGGAAAUGAAUCUGGCAGAGAUUCACAAGGCCGACGACAGCGAGCGCGGCAGCCUCCUCGACACGUUCUCUUAUCACCUCCAGAUCGGUCACAAAGUCAUUGACGAGCUCCACCAGAGAGGUGAAGCGGCCGACUAUGCCAAGCCCAUUGCUUGGGUUUACAAGACAGCAUACAAUGCUGGGGUUCAAGCUGCCAUGUCCUGGGGCCCUGGCCUCGCCGCCGAUAUCUUUGAUAGCGUGUCCCAGGAAAGUACCGCUUUACGCAAAACUAACGGUCAGAUCAUGGAUAUCAUGCAGGGAAUGCCUGAGAUCGAUGCAGACGUCGAGCUUCCCAUUCAGCGCGCAACUGCCAUGUUCGCUUGCUUCACUGGCAAGGUCGAGGUGUAUCGGAGAAUGAACGAGGGCGAGGAUAAGGGAGAGAAGAUUGGACAGAUGGGAAUCGCACUUUCGAUUCUGGAAUCUGAGCUUCUGUGCGAGCAGGGCAACUGGGAGCGACUGGAACAGGUGAUGGAGAUCGCGAUCAGUAACAAUGGCGCGAGAGGAAGAAGCAGCACCUUAGAAGCGGUGGUGACGGUGCUGGCGCAGUAUCCCCAAUGCCCAACACGUCUGUCGAUCAAGAUGCUCGAGCGCCUCCUCGAGACGCUCUCGCCCGAAUCGGAAGAUGAGGGUUUCAAGCUCGCUCGCUGGACGCAUCACCUUGUCGUAACUCUCCUGAACCGCGGCACGCCUGAAGACACGGAGAGAGCGUACCACUACCUGUGUCAAGUCAUCGAGGUUCAGGGUAGCGACACACGCCACGUCUUCCCAGACGAGGAGUACAGAUGGUUCGCGAGUGUCGCGUAUUCCAGCGGCAUGAGCAAGUUCAAUCGUAUUGAAGGAGCGCGGGCCAAGUACAAUGACAUGGUCAGGCGUUACCAGAUGGUGCAGCAGCGGUUCGCCCGCCGUUAA
Messenger RNA from Cutaneotrichosporon cavernicola, 2604 nucleotides. RefSeq lists its product as uncharacterized. Gene Ontology annotation, biological process: meiotic cell cycle; regulation of synaptonemal complex assembly. The record is from RefSeq and is a predicted model, not a curated record. The transcript is spliced from 28 exons. Bases 1 to 2604 code for a protein of 867 amino acids. Lineage: Eukaryota; Fungi; Basidiomycota; Tremellomycetes; Trichosporonales; Trichosporonaceae.